Mus musculus (house mouse) is the source of this 428-nucleotide messenger RNA. RefSeq names its product predicted gene, 19457. The transcript has a single exon. Bases 38 to 400 code for a protein of 120 amino acids. The record is from RefSeq and is a predicted model, not a curated record. NCBI's taxonomy places the organism in Eukaryota, Metazoa, Chordata, Mammalia, Rodentia, Muridae.
GGCCCUCCAACACAAUGCAGGUCCAGUUGGAGAUGACAUGUUUCAUUGGCAAGCCACAAUUAUGGAACCUAAUGACAGCCCAUAUCAAGGUGGUGUAUUCUUUUUGACAGUUCAUUUUCCUACAGACUCACCCUUCAAACCACCUAAAUGGGUUGCAUUUACAAGAAUUUAUCAUCCAAAUAUUAACAGUAAUGGCAGCAAUUGUCUUGAUAGUCUAAGAUCACACUGGUCUCCUGCUUUAACUGUUUCUAAAGCUCUUUUAUCCAUUUGUUCACUGCUAUGUGACCCAGUCUCAGAUGACCCCCCCCCCCCAGUGCCAGAGAUUGCUCCGAUCUAUAAAACAGACAGAGAUGGAUACAACAGAAUAUCUCGGGAAUGGUCUCAGAAGUAUGCCGUGUGAUGCUACCUUACAGUCGGCAUAACCUGCA